Opisthocomus hoazin is the source of this 2354-nucleotide messenger RNA. The record is from RefSeq and is a predicted model, not a curated record. NCBI's taxonomy places the organism in Eukaryota, Metazoa, Chordata, Aves, Opisthocomiformes, Opisthocomidae.
GCUACAUCUGGAAUACUGUGCUCAAUUUUCGUCCUCCCAGUUUGAGGAGAGGGAUUGAAAGGCUUUUAAUUAAAGAAAUAAAACAGAUAAAGUCUGAAUACGCAGUCCUGCAGAUGCAGUCUUACAAGGUGAAACAAAAUGACCGAAACAAUAAUGACAAAAUAGAGAGAAUUCAAACGGUCCGCAGUAUGUGGGCACUUAUAGAUGAAAUGCUUACAUCUCUGAAAAAAGAAAAGGCAGUUGUGGAUGACGUACUUAGUAUACCUAAAGACUGUGUUGGUCAGUACACUUUAGAUGGAUCUAAUGUUGCGUUUAGAGUUCCACGGCUGUUGGUUCACAGAGUUGAAAGUGACAUACAUCAAUGUUGUACAGGAAAUGUGUAUGAAGCUGGAAAACUGAAUUUCUUAACAGUCAUUCAGUUAUUAAAUGAAGCCCUGAGGACACUGAGAGACGAACGUUGUCACUAUGAAUUAAAACAAUUUCAGGUCAUUGAGAAUAUGAUUACGGUCUGCAAUAAAAUACUACAGAAUUUGAAAGCAAGGAGGCUAAAAAUAGAGCUACAGCAUAGCGUGUCAACAAGUGAAUCUAUUUCUAGAGAACAGGAAGACUGGGAAGUGAAGUGGAAAAGCUUUCUUGGCCUGUGUCCUCUUGGUUUAACCUUAGAACAGAAUCCAGACCUUAAGGUGGCUCUGCCGUUCUCUCCUAAUCCUGCAGAAGAAGAGGAUAGUGACUUUUAUCAGGAUCUAGUUUCGGUUUCAGAUUCUCUGAAGGUUUUGAUAUGGCAAAAAGAAGAUGAGGGGACAUUGGAAACUGUGACAGAUAAAUCAUCACCACCACCAGGAAGCAUCUUUUCCCCCGCUAGGAUCUCUGCAGUGCCUUUGGAGUCGUCAAAAGAUUCUGAAAAUGGACAUGUGUUAAUUGAAAAGAACUUGCAUAUUGAAACUUGCAAUAGGGAAGAAAAGCCUGUGCCACCGGAGAUCUUAGAAAAUGAAAACGGUGAGUCUGUCACUUCAGAGAUAUGGGAGAAUGCAGGUGAUCAUGUUAUCCAAGCAGAGUCUCCUGUCAAAAAAGAAGACCCUCUUAAGAAAGCCAGAGAUGAACUGGCAGAACAGGUUGCAAAAAUAGUGAUGUCCGAGUCAUCUCAGAGUGGUGAAGGAGAAGGAAUGCCACUAGAAGAUCUCAUUAGCGCGCUGGCUUUUAACCCAUUUUUAACAAGGAAACAAAUUCCCAGAACUCCAGAAAAUCUGCUUACUGGAAUUAGAAGCUCAUGUGGAAAAGCUGGUGAGACAGAGGGCUCAUCGGACGUAGAGAUGGCCUCAACUGAAGUAAUGGCAGAAGAAGCACCAGUGGAUGCUAGACCUGUAUUGCAGGAGGCAGCAGACUCUAGAUCUGUGUGCUCUAUUCCUGCAUCUCCUGUACCUGACUUUGAUCCUCCCUUGUCAGAAAGUAAGUUCCAAUCAAGUUCUACAGAAUUGAGACCUCAAGAGCAGAUGAGGAUAAGUCAUACCAGUGAAUCUCCAAUUUUAGAAACAUCUGGAAUGCCAGAGAGUGAGAGAACUGAAGAACAGGAUUUUAAAUGUGUUCUUCUGAACAAAAACUCUGUGAAAGAUCAAGAAGAACAGACUUCUCCAUAUGUAAAGUGCAGCACGAAUAUUCCAGGUAGUUCAGAAAACAGUAAUAGAACAGAUGUUCUACCUUCAGACCCCUCUAGGGGUUCCGUAACGGAUAGGAUGCUGCACUGGAAUGUACGUCCAUCAUUAAGUUCUGUCAGUCGUGAAGCUACCUGCUUGGGGAUAUUGGAAGAGACAUUUCCAGAAGAACUUGGUAAUGUAGAUCUCAACAACUCUACAAGCUCAGGGUCUGAUUUUGAUGUAAUAAACAGCUCGUAUUUAGCAGGUGGUUCAGAAAAUAAGGGGGAUAUUAAGGAGUUCAACACACAUAAAGUGCUGAAAAAGACUGCAUCUAACAGUGAAGAGGAGCUGCAUCAAACACAUAAUGGAAGUGAAUCUGCAGGUUGGAGAUCAGACCUAAACCUUGUGCCACAAAAAAGAGGAGAUGAAUUGUGCAGUCCUCCAAAAUUAUUCUGCUUGGAUGAAGAAUUUACCAAGAUGCCAUCACCAAUACCUCUUCAUGAAAGAAAAUAUUCCCUGUCAUCUGUGAUUGCAUCCUGUCAACAUCUGGAGGAAAUGGCAUCAAAGAUACAAGAAAAUACGUUAGACUUAAUACACAAAUAUAAGCAUGAAGAGCAGCUGAAUGAGAAGGUAGACUCGGAGGAACCAGCAGCAGGACAGGUCUCAGAGGAACCAGCAGGGGGACAGGACUCGGAGGAACCAGCAGCAGGACAGCAUUUGUAA